AUGGCCAUUUUCUCGUCGUUGGCGGGAUUCUUUAACCGAAACAAGAGAAGAAUAUUUAUAACUUCAGCAGUUACAUUUUCCAUCUACUUACUUGUCAAUGAGUUUGUUAUCAAGAAAUUCAGAAACUACCAAAAUGCGUUGCGUCAGGAGUUUAUGUUUAAGCAACAGAUUAGACAACGGUUUAUUCUGACUCAACAAGAUUGUUACUACACGAUUCUAGCAUUGCUUCCAGUAUUGGCUCAGCCUAUAGUUGAUUCGUUACCCGUUGACUUGAUUACACAAGCAUUGAGAUUGAAGAAAGGUCAGCAGAAUCAGCCACAGCAAGUUACAAGUGGGAGUAAUAGCGAAUUGACUACUGACAAUCUUAAUCUUUUGGAUAACAACAACAAUCCACAACUGCAAUUAUCAGUAUACAUGAACAAAAGCAAAGCCGAGUUGUGGAAUUUGUUGAAAAUCAAGACAAUCACAAGGACAUUAACUUUGAUGUACUCAAUUUCGGGGUUGUUGUUGAUUAGCAGAUUGCAAAUGAACAUUUUGGCAAGAAGAUCGUAUUUGGAAUCGGCAAUUGUUAUGGCCGGAGUCAAGAACCCGAAUAACGAUAUUGAUCCACAUGAGAAUUACAUCAUUGAACAAAGCUAUCUUUCUCUUAGUUGGUGGCUUUUGAACAAAGGUUGGGCCAACUUGAGUGUAUUGAUUGAAAGCUUGGUCGUUGAUAAAUUCAAAGACAUUAGUCCUAAAACUGAAAUUGGCGUUUUUGAUUUCGAGCUCAUUUUGAAUGAAAUUAUUGAGGAUAUCAACACCAAUAAUAAACAAUAUGUUUUGGACAAUUUGUUUCCAAUCAAGUACCCCGACUUGUUGGAGACCAUAUUGAACACCAACUCUGAUGUAAUACAUCAAUUGGAUACACCAGACUCAAAUUUGACAAAAUUGAUCAAUGAAACAAGUUCAAUCAUGUCGGAUAACAACUUGUACUUUUUUGACUUGUUGAAUCAGUUAAUUGUCACCAAUUUGCACACUCUUGCAUCCAAUCUUUCAUCAAACUUAUCCACGACAUCAAAUAGCUUAAUGAUGAGUGAUACGUUGCCAGAGCAACAACAGCAACAGCUUCAAUCACCGAAGAUCAUGGAGUUGGACAACAAGCCAUAUAAACUCGCUAGUUUCUUAGCACAAUUAUCGGUUCAGAAUGGCGUAAUGAUCAAUAACGAUGACUCAAGAGCUAAUGAAGAGGAUGAGAUUGAGAAUAUAAUCAAAAACCUUGAAAGUGGACAGGGUUUUACUGGCGAAGGGUACGGAGCUCAUGAGUUAAGCGGAAAUGUAUACAUUAACACGUUGAAUAGCUUGGAUGAGCUUGAAAACUUUAGUGCUGGUAUCUAUUCCAAUUUUGAAUGA
Lodderomyces theae is the source of this 1389-nucleotide messenger RNA. It is a transcript of the gene PEX3, whose product is annotated as Pex3p. Gene Ontology annotation, cellular component: peroxisomal membrane. NCBI's taxonomy places the organism in Eukaryota, Fungi, Ascomycota, Pichiomycetes, Serinales, Debaryomycetaceae. Gene Ontology annotation, biological process: protein import into peroxisome membrane. Bases 1 to 1389 code for a protein of 462 amino acids. Gene Ontology annotation, molecular function: protein-macromolecule adaptor activity. The transcript has a single exon. The record is from RefSeq and is a predicted model, not a curated record.